AUGCUUAGAUGUAGGAUAUGGAACGAGCGAAGCAGUGCUUACGUCUGCGCCUUCUGCCGCCACCCCGCCCUGUCGCGGCAGCGUGACCUCGGUCGACCAAACUACUCCGACUCGACGAAAUCUGCAUCGAACGGCAGCAGAGGGUAUGCAUCAUGGGGAGGCAGCAAGGGCUCUAUCGGCAAGGCCAUACCUACGAAGUCACCCGGUCCGGCCAAGGGAUCUGGAUGGGGAGGGCCAGCAUUCGGCGUAGGCACGCCGUCGAAAGCACCGAGCUCUGAUGGCCCAGCAGCAGCAGCAGCAAACUCCGCACAGCGAGGCAGCGAACCCGACGACGGCCUCUUACCCCACGAACGCGCCGCGCGCCAGAAGCUAGCCGCCCAAAAAGCUGCACAGGAGAAGGCCGCGCAGGACAAGGCCGAUGCGACGAGAAAGGCCCAGGAAGCUCUAGGGCAGCCUGACCCGAGACAACGGGGCUCAAAGGGGCCACUUGUGAGCGGAUUUGGAAGCGGCGGUCUUCGAAGUGGCGCUGGAAGAGGCUUGGGAAGAGGCCUUGAGAGUGCCCCUAGAAGUGCAGGAGAAAAAGAAGAAGAAAAGAAGCCGAGGCAGUUUGCCAGUGGCUUUGGAGGUGGUCUUGGAGGUGGCUUGGGAGACGACAUCGGCGCAAACACAAAGCCACGAUCGCAAGGCGGUCUCGAGGAAAGACCUUUACGCUCAGCACCCAGAUCCGACUGGAGACAUCGCCAUGAUUCAGACCAAGCGCCACCAAGCACACCUGUACCUCAUCACAGACGCGCUGGAAGAGAUGGACCUGGUGGUCUGUCAUCCCAGAGGGACUCGCGUCAGCGGAAUGGUCUGGGCAAGUCAAACGCACUGGGCUCGGGCAGCUGGGGCCAACUCUCAAAGAAGUCUCAAGACUUUACCAUUGAUUCGGAGGGUCUCUCAAGAGAGAGCUUCUUCGGCCAAUUUCAAGAGCGGAUGGCUCAAAGCCACGACAGAAAGUCAUCGACAUUGCGAUCAGAACUUGGUGGCUUGAGCGAAGACGUCCCAGUUGACUAUGAACAAGCUGCACCGAGGGCUUCUCAAAAGCUCGAGUCCAAGACAAGAGAGUUUGAUGAGUCCUACGAGAUCAACCGUGACUCCCGACGACGCGACAGGACUAGCAAUCGUCGCGGGGAUACUUACGGAUCGUCUCGGGGGCCGUACAAGUCAAAAGCGCAACAACGGUGGGAGGAAGAUGCUGAUGACUGGGAAGAUGGCGGCGUGAGUGCUGCCGAACGCCGUCGUCUCAAAGCCGCGGCAAAAGCACAAAGAGCAGCGGAAGCUGCUGCAGCUGCAUCUGUGCCAAGUAUCUUCCUCCCAGAAUUCAUCAGCAUCUCAAACCUGGGCUCUGCGCUGAAGGUGAAGAGUCGCGAGUUUCUACGCGCUUUGGCAGAAAUGGGCUUCGAGGACAUCACUGAGGACAGCAUCAUGACGGGAGAAACCGCUGCUCUAGUCGCCCAAGAGUUUGGAUUCGAAGCAAAAGUUGAUACUGGCGCUGCGAGGGACCUCAAGGCUCGGCCUCCGCCGGAAGAUGUCACGGUUUUGCCGCAACGCCCCCCUGUUGUGACCAUUAUGGGCCACGUCGAUCACGGAAAAACUACGCUCCUCGAUUACCUCAGGCAAUCUUCCGUGGCGGCGCAGGAACACGGUGGUAUCACUCAACACAUUGGCGCUUUCAUGGUAAAAAUGUCUGAAGGGAAACUCAUCACUUUCCUUGACACACCUGGUCACGCGGCUUUCCUAACCAUGCGUCAACGUGGUGCCAACGUCACGGAUAUUGUGGUACUAGUUGUGGCAGCUGACGACAGUGUCAAGCCCCAGACUCUGGAAGCGCUGAAGCACGCCAGAUCCGCAAAGGUGCCGAUGAUUGUGGCCAUCAACAAGUGUGACAAGGAAGACGCGCGUCCGGACCAGGUCAAGGCCGACCUCGCUCGCCACGGUGUCGAAAUCGAAGACUUUGGUGGUGAUGUACAGGUAGUCUGUGUGAGCGGAAAGACUGGUCAAGGCAUGGCUGAACUGGAGGAGAAUAUUGUCACACUGGCCGAGAUUCAAGACAUGCGAGCCGAAGCCGACGGUAUGGCUGAAGCUUGGGUACUUGAAGCCAGUAUCAAGCCAUACGGUAAAUCUGCCAACGUACUUGUCAAACGCGGAACUCUGCGCCCAGGCGACUUCAUCGUCGCUGGCACUGCCUGGGCCAGGGUCCGGAUUCUGCGAAACGAGGCAGGACAGGAGCUGGAAGAGGCGCCGCCUGGAACCCCUGUCGAGAUUCUGGGCUGGAGAGACGAGCUGCCCGCUGCUGGUGACGAGAUCCUCCAGGCACCCGACGAAGAUCGAGCCAGGGUGGCUGUCAACUACCGUGAGGAGAUGCGAGGGAGAGAGGCAUCUUCGAAGCAACUGGCUGAGCAGGAGCUUCGCGAACGCGAGGCCAAGAUUGCUGCCGAGAUAGCGGCAGAGAUUGAGGCAGCCGAUGGGGACGCCGCCGAUCCAGCUUCGACCACAAAAAUCAUCAAUUUCAUGGUCAGAGGUGACGUUGUGGGCUCCGUUGAAGCCGUGUGCGCGACAAUCAACGAGAUUGGCAACAAUGAAGUAAGGCCUCGUAUCCUCCGGUCCGCGGCUGGUCAGGUUUCCGAAUCAGAUGUUGAGCAUGCCGAGGCAUCUGGCAGUGUCAUUGCCAACUUCAGCAGCACCAUCCCCGGCCAUAUCAAGGCCAUGGCCGAGCAAAAGGGCGUCAGGAUUAUAGAUCACAGCGUCAUUUAUCAUUUGGCGGACGACGUCAAGCAAGUCAUGUCGGAGUCCUUGCCGGAUAAGGUGUCGUCCAAGGUUGUCGGCGAGGCGGACAUUCUUCAGAUUUUCCCCAUCAACAUCAAGGGACGCAAGUACAAGAACAUUGCUGGAUGCAAGGUCAGAAACGGAUCGGUCACUCGAUCGACUAUGGCGCGCGUUCUGCGCGGAGGUGAAAAUAUCUUUGAAGGCAAGAUUGAUACUCUCAAGCACGGCAAGAAGGAUGUGAAUGAAAUCAGAAAGGGCUCCGAGUGCGGUAUCGCCUUUGAUGCAUUUACAGACUUCCACGUCGGCGACCAAAUCCAGAUGUAUGAGGAAGUGAGGGAGAAGAGGUCUUUGUAA
This is a messenger RNA of Colletotrichum phormii, 3162 nucleotides long. RefSeq lists its product as uncharacterized. Gene Ontology annotation, cellular component: cytoplasm. The coding region runs from base 1 to 3162 and encodes 1053 amino acids. Gene Ontology annotation, biological process: translational initiation. The transcript has 3 exons. The record is from RefSeq and is a predicted model, not a curated record. NCBI's taxonomy places the organism in Eukaryota, Fungi, Ascomycota, Sordariomycetes, Glomerellales, Glomerellaceae. Gene Ontology annotation, molecular function: GTPase activity; translation initiation factor activity; GTP binding.